Messenger RNA from Micropterus salmoides (largemouth bass), 1716 nucleotides. RefSeq names its product G kinase anchoring protein 1 (gene gkap1). The transcript is spliced from 12 exons. Gene Ontology annotation, cellular component: Golgi apparatus. The record is from RefSeq and is a predicted model, not a curated record. Gene Ontology annotation, biological process: signal transduction. Lineage: Eukaryota; Metazoa; Chordata; Actinopteri; Centrarchiformes; Centrarchidae. Bases 151 to 1308 code for a protein of 385 amino acids.
GCAGUUGCUGAUAGCAAACCAACGGUAACAGACGGUACUCUCACGAACAGGUGAAAAGUCUUCUUUAGAUACUUUUCUUGUGAGUACAUACUCUUCAAAAACCAGUCAGCGACUGUAAUAAACAUAAAAGGUCAACUUUUUCUUUUCGCUAUGGCAUCGUCUGCAAUGAUCACUGUACCCACCACCGCCUCCCGCUUCGCCCUGCUCCAGAUAGACUCGGAUUCGGAUUCGGACGCCUCCGAUGCGGGGAAGACCAUCACCAAAGGUGGACGGGACUCCUCCGGGAAGCCCCGACAAGGAAAGGCAGGAGCAGCUGGGGGGAAAGCUGCUCAUUGCAACGACAAGAAGAAAGACAAAAAAAAGAAGAAGAAGGAACAGCAGCAGACCGAGGCAAAUGAGUUACGUAAUCUGGCCUUCAAGAAGAUUCCUCAGAAGUCUUGUGCCCCACCUCCGUGUAUGACACUGUCAGGAAUAGCAGGUGAACUUCUCAGUCCUACAUCUGGGGACCACAACAUGCCUGCAGAGGGGUGGCAGCAGUGGAAGCAGAGGGAUGAGCAGAUGACCAGUGAGCUAUAUGAGGCCGACUUGGAAAAGGCUCUGAUUCUAAGUAAACUGGAGUUUGAACAAAAUAAACAGCACAACAACACAAACGCUUCCUCGCCAAAGUCACGAGGAGGAAAAGAGGGCGGAGGGAAAAAGGAAAAAAAGAAGAAUCAGCAGGCAAAAGACAAAAAGACAGUUUCACUGCAGGACUUCCAGGCUGAAGGCAGUGCAGAACAUUUGAGUAGGAAACAAGAAAAAGAGGACACCAGAGCGGCUAACGUGGCAUUGGCAGUCGGGCAGGAGGAGCGUUUUUUCAAUAAGCUCGAGGAUGACGUCAGUCGGAUUGUCCAACAGGAGAAGAGACGUGAGCAGUACUCCAACAGCCAGGGACAAGAAGUCAGCACGUCCACAGAACACGAACCGGACCCCCGAGCAGAGCAGCUGAAGUAUGAGCUGGAGAAGAAAGACCAGGAAAUCCUUAAGCUAAAGAAGACCAUCUCGCAGUGGGAGGUCAAAUACAAAGAGGUGAAAGCAAGAAAUUCCCAGCUGCUUAAGAUGCUCCAACAGGGAGAGAUGAAAGAUAAAGCAGAAAUCCUUCUACAUGUAGAAGAGCUACUACACAUAAAAGAAGAACUGUCCUCACAGGUAACGUUACUACACGCUGCCCUUGAACAAGAAAGGUCUAAAGUCAAAGGUCUGCAGUCAGAUCAACCAAAACAUCAGGGAAACAAGAAAGGGAAGAAAGGCUCGGAGACAGAUCUAUGAAGGUUUCAAAAGGAAAAGACCUUAAAAGCAAAAUUAAAUGAACAAAUGAAGAAAAACGCUACUGAUCACAAUCAGGGUUCUUUCUUUCUUUUUUGCUUUGACUCAUGUCAGCAUAUAAUGCAUGCCCCCGUAAUUACACACACACACACACACACACACAGGACACACUCCAGACAUAGCAGAAAGUAUUACACAGUUGAACAAGAAUACAGAAGCUUUUGAAAAUUAUUAAGUUUAAAGUUUGUGUUGAACUGGUGGCUUGGCACAGAGGGCUGCUCUCUGCAGGCUCAUCUAACUGUUGAGGGCCGUGUGCCUGAGCUGUCUGUGGGGUGUAUUGCUGAAAUGACAGAUGUGAAAUGUUUGUUUUUGUCACUGUUAAGUAAAUAAAAUACUUUUUCAGUGAAAAAA